AUGGCUGGAAUUUUUGAUGUCGAAACUGCGCGCAGGAGCUUCCCGGCUCUGCAGCAAAAGCAGAUCUAUAUGGAUAAUGCUGGAGGAAGCCAAGUGCUUGCAACAGUCGCAGAUUCCAUAAGAUCUUACUUGCUGAACUCGAAUGUUCAGCUCGGAGCUACAUACCCGGUCUCUCGAGAGUCCACCAGUGGAUACACGAAGGGACAAAAGGCCGCAGCAAGUUUCAUCAAUGCCCAGCCAGAAGAGAUCAGCAUCGGGGUGUCAACCACUCAGCUUCUUCACAAUCUUUCAACUGCCCUGCAGUUCCAGACAGGCGACGAGCUGGUCCUAUCAAAGCUCAACCAUGAAGCCAACACGGCCCCGUGGGUGAGAGUUGCAGAUCGUCUUGGUCUAACCGUGAAGUGGUGGGCUUCGAAUGACCCCAAGAAUCCUACUUGCGAUGUCAACGACUUGAAGACCCUACUUUCCGAGAAGACCAGACUGGUCGCCUGUCCACAUGUGUCCAACAUCACUGGAACUAUCAGCCCAAUUCGGGAAAUUGCCGAUGCCGUUCAUGUACACCCUCGAGCACUGUUAUGCGUAGACGGGGUAGCUCUCGCACCGCACCGACAAGUCGACGUCCAAGCACUCGGCGUCGACUUCUACGCCUUCUCCUGGUACAAGAUAUACGGUCCCCACUUAGCCCAACUGUACGCCUGCAACAAAAUCCAGCCCCAAAUCACAACCCUGGGCCACUUCUUCAAACCAACAACCACCCUAGACGACAAAUUAAACCUCGCUUCAGCAAACUACGAACUAACCCAAAGCAUCCCACACGUAGUAGCAUACUUCGGUUCCGACCCUAGCAAAACAUGGGCCGCAAUGUCCUUGCACGAGGAGAAACUACAGCGCAUCCUACUCGACUAUCUAAAAUCGGAAGAGCGGAUCACGGUUAUCGGAGAAAGCCGUGCAGACCAGGCACUCCGCGUACCGGUGAUAAGCUUUGUGGUACGUGGAGUUGGAAGUCAGUCUGUGGUUGAGCAGGUGGAGGGAGUAUCAAAGUAUGGGUUCCGGAGUGGACACAUGUACAGCCAUCGGUUGUUGAAGGAGGUGUGUGGAUUGGAGGAUGUGGAUGAUGGGGUCGUGCGAGUUAGUUUGCUGCAUUAUAAUACAGAGGCGGAGGUGGAAGGUUUGGUUUCCAUUUUGCGAGAAGUGCUUGCCUAA
This is a messenger RNA of Penicillium odoratum, 1203 nucleotides long. RefSeq names its product putative aminotransferase. The record is from RefSeq and is a predicted model, not a curated record. The transcript has 7 exons. Bases 1 to 1203 code for a protein of 400 amino acids. Lineage: Eukaryota; Fungi; Ascomycota; Eurotiomycetes; Eurotiales; Aspergillaceae.